Molecule: messenger RNA, 4211 nt
Organism: Lagenorhynchus albirostris (white-beaked dolphin)
Lineage: Eukaryota; Metazoa; Chordata; Mammalia; Artiodactyla; Delphinidae
Gene: SHOC2
Product: SHOC2 leucine rich repeat scaffold protein
Exons: 9
Coding region: 577-2325 (582 amino acids)
Molecular function (GO): protein binding
Source: RefSeq, a predicted model, not a curated record
CGGGCCCUAGUAGCUGGCUCUCGUGCGGGGCCCACAGCCGAGCGCCGAGAGCGAGCCGGCCGGCUGACAGCGUCCGGGGCCGGGCCUGCGGUGGCGGCGGGCGACCAGGACAGCGCCCGGGCGAGGACUGAACCGGCUCGAGAACCGGGGCCGGGGGCGCCCGGAGGACGGUGCUGCUCCACUGGGCUCCCGGGGUCACCGCGCCCAAGCUGCCGGGCGCCCCGUGGGCGUGUGAAUCGUUGGCGGGGGCCCUGGCGCGGCGGUAGUGCUACGGGGUGGAGUCUUUCCUCGCCCCUUCCCCAAAGCCCACCGCGCUCUCCCCGUCUUCUCUCCGUUCCUUGAAGAGUGGAAUUCUAAUGAAUCAUUGAUUGACCAGCACCAUUUUACCAGUUGGAAUGAGUUAUCAGAAAUGGGCAUAGUGCUUUUAGACCCAACACGUAACAGAUGGCGAUUACUUCUUGAAGCCAACACCUUUUUUGAUUGUGUAGGAUUUUUGUCUCUUCAUCUUUGAAUUCCAGUUUCUGCUGUUGGCAAAUAAAAGGAGUUCAUGUAGUUUUUGCCCAAGCUUGAGUCACCAUGAGUAGUAGUUUAGGAAAAGAAAAAGACUCUAAAGAGAAAGAUCCCAAAGCACCAUCAGCCAAGGAAAGAGAAAAGGAGGCAAAAGCCUCUGGAGGUUUUGGGAAAGAGAGCAAAGAAAAAGAACCUAAGACCAAAGGGAAAGAUGCCAAAGAUGGAAAGAAGGACUCCAGUGCUGCCCAACCAGGGGUGGCUUUUUCAGUUGAUAAUACGAUCAAACGGCCAAAUCCAGCACCUGGGACUAGAAAGAAAUCUAGCAAUGCAGAGGUGAUUAAAGAGCUCAACAAAUGCCGGGAAGAGAACUCAAUGCGUUUGGACUUAUCCAAGAGGUCUAUACACAUAUUGCCAUCAUCAAUCAAAGAGUUGACUCAAUUAACAGAACUUUAUUUAUAUAGCAACAAAUUACAGUCCCUCCCAGCAGAAGUGGGCUGUCUAGUAAAUCUCAUGACACUUGCUCUAAGUGAAAAUUCACUUACCAGUUUGCCUGACUCUCUUGAUAACUUGAAGAAGCUGCGGAUGCUUGAUUUACGGCAUAAUAAACUGAGAGAAAUUCCUUCAGUGGUGUAUAGGCUGGAUUCUCUUACCACUCUUUACCUUCGCUUUAAUCGAAUAACUACUGUGGAAAAAGACAUCAAAAACCUGUCAAAACUCAGCAUGCUUAGCAUUCGAGAGAACAAAAUCAAACAACUACCUGCUGAAAUUGGUGAAUUAUGUAACCUCAUUACGCUGGAUGUAGCUCACAAUCAACUUGAACACCUUCCAAAGGAGAUUGGAAACUGCACACAGAUAACCAACCUUGACUUGCAGCACAAUGAAUUGCUAGACCUCCCAGAUACUAUAGGAAACCUGUCCAGUUUAAGUCGUCUUGGUCUGAGAUAUAACAGACUGUCAGCAAUACCCAGAUCAUUGGCAAAAUGCAGUGCACUUGAAGAAUUAAAUUUAGAGAACAAUAACAUUUCUACUUUACCAGAGAGUCUUUUAUCAAGUCUUGUGAAACUGAAUAGUUUGACCUUAGCUAGAAACUGCUUCCAGUUAUAUCCAGUAGGUGGUCCAUCUCAGUUUUCCACCAUCUAUUCCCUCAACAUGGAACACAAUCGAAUCAACAAAAUCCCAUUCGGAAUUUUCUCCAGAGCAAAAGUAUUAAGUAAGCUGAAUAUGAAGGACAAUCAGUUGACAUCACUUCCCUUGGAUUUUGGAACUUGGACCAGUAUGGUAGAAUUGAAUUUAGCUACAAAUCAGCUCACGAAGAUCCCUGAGGAUGUGUCUGGUCUUGUUUCUCUUGAGGUUCUGAUAUUAUCAAACAAUCUUCUAAAGAAGCUUCCCCAUGGUCUUGGAAACCUUAGGAAGUUAAGAGAGUUGGAUUUAGAGGAGAACAAAUUAGAAUCCUUGCCAAAUGAAAUUGCUUAUCUUAAGGAUUUACAGAAAUUAGUCUUGACAAACAACCAAUUAACCACUCUUCCGAGAGGCAUUGGUCACCUUACCAAUCUUACACAUCUAGGCCUUGGAGAGAACCUACUUACUCAUCUUCCUGAGGAAAUUGGUACACUGGAGAAUCUAGAAGAGCUGUAUUUGAAUGACAACCCCAACCUGCAUAGCCUUCCCUUUGAGCUGGCUCUUUGCAGCAAGCUUUCAAUCAUGAGUAUUGAGAACUGUCCACUCAGCCAUCUUCCACCUCAGAUUGUUGCUGGGGGUCCUUCUUUCAUCAUUCAGUUCCUAAAGAUGCAGGGUCCAUAUCGUGCCAUGGUCUGAUACAAAUCUGCUGGUCCCACACACUGUUCGAAAAUAGACUGCCGUUAAUGUUUCAUAUCUAUAUCUGUAUCUAUUUAUGUAGAUAUUGAUAUAUUUGGCAGAUUUAUAAAGACUGCGUUAUGUGUUUCUGCUAAUAGAGGAAUCAUAGCCAUUUAGAUUUUUUUAAAUUCUGUACAAAAGGCUUAUAUAAGUUUUCUUUGCUGAACUUGAUGGAUGUUUUCUGUUGUGUAAUAUGAUAUGCCAGUUUGCUUAAAACAUUUGCCAACAAAUUAUGAAGUUAUUAAAUUUAAGGGCCAGAGGUAGUAUAGUUAGAUAUACUUUCUCUUAGCAAAAAUACUGGGCAAACAAUUUUGUUGCAACUUUUCAUAUAUAUUUUCCCCUUACCAAUUGUCAGAUCUUUAUAGUAUUAUAGGCCCUGAAGGUAUAAUUUUUCUUUAACUUAUUUUGAAAUUUGAGAUUUGAAUUUUAUAUAUUGUUUACAGUCAGAGUAAAUCACUGGAUUUUUUUUUUUUUUGGUUUUGAUUUGCUCUGUUUUGAUCAGUGAAAUCUAGAGUUUAUAUCCUCUGCUAAAGAAUUUGCAUCAGCUGAUUUAAAUAUUAAACGAUAUUUGCUUGUUAAAACAACUGGCAAAGUGAAAAGAUACAGUCAGAAAUUCUAGAAUUCCUUUAAUUAUGUUUCUCUGAUCAAUUGUGAAGCAAAAUAUCUGAAGUGAGUCUUUGGGUUUGCGGGGAGGGUAUUGAGACCUUUUCUAGUAUAAAUAUCUUUUCUUAAGUUUGGGGGAACAGAAACUUGUAGUGUAAAGGAGUUUUCAUUCCUGAAAGUUGCAGAUCCACAAAAACUAACAGAAUAAUUUGGCAAAAAAAAAGACAAAGAUACACAUAAACACACAUUCUAUAUAUGUAUAUACAAUGCUAUAUAGAUAUGUAUUUAUUAUAUCAUAAACUACGAUAGGUAACUUUAAGGAUUUCUCCCUAGCCUUGUACAAUGAAAUGAAUGUUUUUCUUUGAACACUGCAAUAUAUGUAUGUUUCAAGGUUAUUUAACAGUGUACUAUGGUUUUAUAUCUUGACUUGCCUUGUACAUCUUUCAGUUCUGGAAUAUCUGCGUCUAAGCACAAUAUCUUCACACUGUGCUAUAUUGCUGCUGAACUAAAUGCACUUUUCCCCACAUGUGGAGUACUGGCUUCAGACAAUUCAGUUCAGUACCUUUGAUUUCAAUCUCAUCUUUCCUUUUUUGGUAGUUAAUACAGUUAUGGAAAAGAGCACAUUGCAUAGAAGCCAUUGAUAGUUCAGUGGAAGUUCUGUAAGAUAUGCAUGUGCUGUUUGGUAUAUUUUCUUUUGCUUUACUGCUUUUAAGGCUAGCAGUAUUGUGUGUGCCCCUUAUUACAGUAUGCUUACUUUUGAUAGUGUCAGUCUAGUCGAUUUAAUUUUUGAAGAGACAGAGCAAGUGCAUUCUAGAUAUCAUCCUAAAAAACACUUCCCAUAUAAUGAAUAACUAUUAUGUAUAAUUACAUAUUGCUGCUUGGUUUUCUUUUCUUUUUUUUUCCAUUUAGAUGGGCAUUGUAGUUUAAAUAAAACCAUUUUUGAAGUAAGGUUAUAACAUUAAGAUAGAAAUUUGGAGUGUUGUUUUGCUUUUCCUGGCACUCAAAAUCAGGACUAAGUUUGAGGUUCAACCUGUAGACGUAAUUGGCAAUUUUUAAAGGAGCAACUAAGAAAUGGAAGGCAGGUAAAGAUAUAAAACCGUAGAAUGCUUAAAUGUGCUGUAAAACUAUUGUAGAUGUCACUGGAUUUUACCAAGUAAUAUCCUUUCUUCUUUUUUUCCAUCUACUGUGGCUUUUCAGUUAAAGUUGUGUUUAUAAAAGGAAUUUGUUUAUUACAGCUCUACCUA